This is a messenger RNA of Leptidea sinapis, 9723 nucleotides long. RefSeq names its product type 1 phosphatidylinositol 4,5-bisphosphate 4-phosphatase. Gene Ontology annotation, cellular component: phagocytic vesicle membrane; lysosomal membrane; plasma membrane. Gene Ontology annotation, molecular function: phosphatidylinositol-4,5-bisphosphate 4-phosphatase activity. Bases 108 to 818 code for a protein of 236 amino acids. NCBI's taxonomy places the organism in Eukaryota, Metazoa, Arthropoda, Insecta, Lepidoptera, Pieridae. The transcript has 4 exons. Gene Ontology annotation, biological process: phosphatidylinositol dephosphorylation. The record is from RefSeq and is a predicted model, not a curated record.
GUUUUUUGUGCGACUCUAUUAGUUUUAAAACAAUUUAUGUGUUUUAUUUUCAGUGAUCAAACUAAUAAUUAUUUAAUAUUAAUUGAUCUGCUAAUAGUCUAAUAAUAAUGGGUGAUAGUCAAAAUGAAAAUCAACCUUUGUUGCGGGAUGAGGAGGAGAAUGUCAGCACUAUCUCGCCGAUCGGACCUGAUGAGCUACCGCCGCCCUAUCAGCAAGCAGGCAUGCCGAUGGUUGCGUGCCGCGUCUGUCAGGCUAUGAUAGAUAUAUCUGGUAAAAGGGAACAGCAUGUUGUAAAAUGUUCUGACUGCAAUGAAGCUACACCCAUCAGGAAUGCACCACCUGGCAAGAAAUAUGUUCGUUGCCCCUGCAACUGCUUGCUCAUCUGCAAGUCGUCAUCACAGCGCAUUGCUUGCCCCCGCGCUAACUGCAAGAGGAUCAUAAACCUGGCUCCAUCACCUGUCACUCCUCCAGUGCCUACUCUGCCUGGUAUGCGAAGGGUCAUCUGUGGACAUUGCCAGGAUACCUUCUUGUAUCAAAUAUUAAAGAAAGCGCCCGUACGAUGCCCACAUUGCCGCAAGGUUUCCUCAGUCGGCAAGGUGAAGAACAAGCGGGGGGUCAUGUUUGGAGUACUGGCGGUUAUAGUAUUCGCCAUCGCCCUCGGAGUGACCCUCGGUACCUUGUCCGCCGCGAAGACCCACGGAGGCGGCGUUUACGUGGCUUACGUCGGCGCCUUCAUCCUCGCACUACUCCUCGGCAGCCGGUCCAUCUACUACUUCACCAUGAAGGAGAGCAAAUACGAACUCGAGCCCGGAAUGUAAGCGAUCAGUUGUGAUAAUACGAAUAGAAUGUAAAAAUAUAUACGUGAAUAUCUCGAUUCCAUAUUUAACAUAGGCUUAUAUGAUAUAAGUACCUAAUCUUUAUAAAUGAUAUUCUGUUUACAUAUACUCUUCUGAUUGACUUACGGCCGUUCCCAAUAUACUACAGAUACAGAUAAAUUACUACCGAUACUAAGGCGAUAAGUCAUUCUUAUCGCCUUAUAUUGGGACGCGUGAAUUGCAAUUUCCAUACAAACUUCUAUCGCUGGUAAGCUAUAUGUCGUCCCAUUGACAGACAGCGUGUACGGAUAAGGUGAGUUAUCGUCGACAAGUUAAGGGACUACGCGCACUUAUUCAGCUCCAUUCGCGUUUCGGUGAACGAUUUUGGUCGCACUUAUACAGCUCUGCUUUUAUCAGCCGCGUACGGAACUUUAAAUCACGUCUGCACGCUAAUCUUUGCGUGCAUAAUGAUUACGUCAAAUCAAUGCAGGUACAAUACAGGUCGCAACUUGUCGACAAGGAGUCGCGAACCAUCGGCGGCGGAACAGCGCCGAACGCUCUCUAUAGCAUUCGCAUAAAAAAAACACAUUUAUCCUCAUUUUAUGCUAGUUUGCCGCGAAAGCAGAAUGGACGCGGAAAGCUGAGUCGACGCGUACACGUCUCGAUACAAAAUUGUUGUUUUCUAUGGACAAAAGCUGAAUAAGUGCGCGUAGUCCCUUAUUGGGACAGAAGUAACAAUAGUUACGAUUUUUAUCUCAAGUAAGAGAUAGACUGAAUAUUGGGAACGGCCGAUAAAGGUGCGUGCACAUUACGCGCGGCAAACCAUCGGACAUAGGACAUAUAGCAUUCCAAUUAGGCUAAAACUAAGCUCUUUUGAAUAGUCACUACAAAUAUUUCUUUUAAUUUACUGAAUUUACCAUAAGUUCGUAAAAAGUUGAGCUCGCGAGAAGAAUAUACAAAACUCAACGGCCACUCUUUUCAAUCAAAUGGAGAAUUUUAUAAUGGCUGUAAUAUAACAAAUUUGAGGAGUUUUAUUGUGCAUUAAUGGACUUUCUGUUGUUCGCUCGCAGUUGGGACGCUGUAGUUUUGAUGAAUUGGCUCUCGCGGCGAAUAUGAAAUUGAUUUUUUUGAUACUCCAAAGAGGUAUUGCAGGCAGGGGCCGUGCAUUGGUUUUCUAUAAAGGAUGCCACUCUAGAUUUCAACAGUGGUAGUUGCGCUUUAGUUGGACUACUACUAGAUUUUGAUAUCUAAAUAUUGAAGUUGUGUAUCGAAUCUGGAGACUGCCUACCGUAGGUAUUUAGGUUCUAUAAAUAAUAAAGCCUUUUAUUUAACAAAAAACAAACAAUACAAUAUCUUAUAUCUAACUUAUAUAAAAUCCAGGUCUUCUCUCUUCUUCUUCUUAAAAUCAGUCUUAAGCUGUUUACCAAUUGGCAUAGGAUUCCUCCAACCUUUUCCACUCCUUUCUGUACUUGGCAACUCCAGGUAACUCCUGCAAAUUUGGCAAGGUCGUCCUCCCAACUUUGGCGGGGUCUUCCCCUGUUUCUUAUGCCAUUCCUAGGAGUUUUCUCAUUUUUAGGGUCUAGCCUAAGGAAAAAAUUUACGAGUGGGUGUUCAAUAAAAGUUUGGUUAUAAAUAACGGAAACAAAUUAAACUAAAUCAACUUUAAUACUAGUUCAUUUAUGUAGGUUUUUAACGAGGUAGGCACUGCCUAAUUGCCUAUAUGGUAUGCACGCGGUAGGCACAAAUGAGACUUAACAUCUUAUGUCUCAAGGUGACGAGCGCAAUUGUAGUGCCGCUCAGAACUUUACGAUUUUUUCGACAUUGUUAUGGGUAGGGCGCAUCAAUUACCAUAUGAGCUGAACGUCCUGCUCGUCUAGUCCCUUAUUUUCAUUAAAAAAAGACGCCCCUGAUUGCAGGCUGGUAUAGGAGUCUCCAGGUGUCAGAAAUCUUAAAGUUAUUGCUAAUUUGGUUUGCAAGAAUGAAUUGAUCACGCCACCGCGGGCUGGUCGAGCUGGGUCGGCGUUCUACUAAAUUUAAAUCAACAUAUUGGCUCGCGGGGCAAAUGAACGUCAACUCGGCUUAAACAUGGGCUCGUGUCUGCUGCGCGUAAUGUGUACUCACCCUUACCUACAGUAGGUAUAAUUAAUAAUAUAUGUUCUGUAGCUAUCAUUCCUAUUUUUUAUGUAUUUUUUUUUGUUAUUAUUAAUCUAAAUUUGAUGAAAUUAUUGUGGAGCUUCUAGUAGAACUUGUGCUGUUCCUACUGAACUCCUGAAUUCUUGACACUUAGGGAUAUACUUCACUGGUACACCACGGUGGCGCGACUGGUUAAGGUUACUUUCGUAAGCUACCAUACAGACACCGGAGUCAUCUGGCUGGAUCACUUGACGUUGCGUAAAGACGUCGCUUCAUUGUGUGUCUUCUACCGCAUUUAUCACGGGGAGUGUUCCAAAGCUGUUUCACCAGAUUCCUGCCAUCAAAUUCAACCUUCGCACGACACGCCACAAGGUAGGAUAUCAUCCCCACCAUCUGGAUUGGCAGUCCACCACAGUGCGGUUUUCGAGGGACUUUCCUCCACCUACUACAAAGCUGUGGAAUGAGCUUCCGUGUGCGGUGUUUCCGGGACCUGAUACGUACCUUCAACGCGUUACCAACGCACCUGUGAUUCCUCUGGUGUUGCAAGAGAAUGUGGGCGGCGGUGAUCACUUAACACCAGCUGAUCACUGAAAGAGACACCAGGUGUGUAACUCCCUAUAGAGCUCCAUAUAUUUUGUUGAUAGCAGCGACUGAUUGCGCCACCGUGUCCCGGUGAAAUAUAUAUAGCCCUUAGUGCCUUACCACACGUGCCGGAAAAACGCUCAAUAUUUUUAAUACUCGCCGGUGUUCAGCCGGUAUCGGAGACCCGGCACGUAUGAAAUGGCACUUACUGACUGAAGAUAAUUAUGUAACUACUAAUAUGUUUUAAUCUUAUUAGAAUAUUCACUUUACGAGCGAAAAAAAAGCGAAUUUGCGAUUGGUCUCUGCAUAAGCUGACACGGUCUUGUUUACGCGUCAGCCAUUUUAAAAACUUGUGGCUUUAUGCCACCGCUGUUGUCAUAUAUGACUGCUUUGAUUGCUAGGACCAAUAUAUCCGAAAAUUUUCAAAGUCAAAUAUACUUUAUUCAAAUAGUCUUACUAUGUUUGUAAAAAGUUGAGCUCGUGAGAAGAACAUAUAAGAAACUCAACGGCCACUCUUUUCCAUUAGAGUAUUUUACAAUGGCUGUAAUAACACAACAAAUUAGUUUGUAAGGUGCUACAUCCAAUAUAUGAGUAUGAGUCGUGUUUAAAUAAUAUAAAUUAUUUCAUGAAAAGUAAUAAAGAAUUAAAUGUAUAAAUAUAAAUGAUCGUAUAUUGGAUGCAUCAACCUUUAGAGCUUGAACUCAUUGUUUGUAAGGAUGCUACGUGAACAUUUUGAUGGAUUAUCUUUUAAUUUGUGUACAGGACUCCUGUCACUGUGAAAAAUAUCUAAUUUAUUAUAUGGAAUGUUAAUUUUUAUAGGAAUACACAAAAUGUAACACCUAAUAAAUACGUCAUAUACUUAAUAGCAAGCUGACUCUUCAUACGGGCAGAAAAUUAUCGAUAAAACUCAACGGAAAUUGUCCUCGAAAUAACCGCGUCGUGUCGAUAAAUGGGGGCGCUUUUGUCGUUCCGGCGCGGUUUAUUGUUUUUGAAAUAUCUUUAGAGUAACACUAUAAGCAUUAAAUAUACUUAAAACACACGUUAGAAGUUGUUGCUUGACUAUGUAUUUAAAUAUAGUAAUACAAUGAAAAAUUUGUUAUCAUAAAUAAUUAGUUUGUGUUUUUACCUGAGUGCAGUCACUAAGGUCUGAUAGUAACGCCAUCUAUUGGCUUGUUAUAUGAAGCCGAAUGAUCGCUGGUCUAGUUUCUUACGGCCGAUCCCAAUAUACUAUAUACAGAUAGAGAUAAAUUACUACCUUCUACUGUCAGUAAUCAGCUGUCAAUAAUCCCAAUAUACUCGAUAAGUCAUUCUUAUCGCCAGUUCACUGUUGCAAUUUCCAUACAAUCUUCUAUCGCUGGUAAGCUAUACAGCUUGUACGGAUAACGGCCGUUUUCAAUAACUUCUAUUAUUCUAUCUUUAGUUUAACUUACGGAUACACAGCUGUCACCGUUAUAAAGAGAAGAUCUUAUCUAUCCAUAGUUAUGUUCAAUAUAGUUAUAGUCCAAUGCUAUCUGUCAAUAGGUUAUUGAAAUGUAAAGUAGUGUAAAGUAGGCGUAAAAGGAUAGAUUUGUCUACCUCUAGUAAGUUAAACUAAGGAUAAAUUGGUUUUUGAAAACGGCCGUAAUUUGAGUUAUCGUCGAUAAGUUUAUUGGGAUAGUUACGAUUUUUAUCUCAAGUAAGCCACAACUCGAGAUAGACUGAAUAUUGGGAAUGGCCGUAAAUGUCUUUGUUUGUAACCAUCGCAGUUUUACAACUCCUAUUCAGAGCUCUCCAAACUGUUUUAUGUUAACUUCGGUAUUUACUGAAACAGGGUAAAUUGGACACAUAAUUAAGCUCUGUUCAAACUGAGGCGAAUAACGCGCGGGACGCGUGACGGAAGUCGCUCGCGCCGAUUGUGUCAGCUAACUUGUAUGGACGUGUUCAAUUUGACGCGGGUAGUCGCUCGAGUUGAAGCGAAACAAGAGCGGGACGCGCGACGGGAUUGUUUGAUCUCACAAUGCAUGAUGUUUCUCCACUGAAGAACCAAAAAUAACACGCGGGAAGUCGCGUCAGUUUGAGAGGCUAAGCGAGCGAGCGAAUUACUCUAAAACGCGUGCGUUAUUCGUCUCAGUUUGAACAGACCUUUAUUUAUCACUAUCAUGGACUUUUAAUAUAUUUGGAGAGUUAUAUAGUCAAUGUGUUUGAUUCGUAAAUCGCAGAUGGGUUAAUUAUAGAUAUAAUACGAAUUAUAAUUGGUCAACGAUUUCAACUCGCGAUUGGCUCAUAUUGAGUGAACUAUCAUGUGUUUAUAUAGACAAUUGACCCAGCAAACGUUGUGUUGCCAUAUAAAGUAAUAAAAAAAAAGAAAAUUUUUGGGUUAUAAAAAUAGAUGACGACCGAUUCUCGGACAUACCAAAUAUAUUGUAGGUACAUAAAGUUUGUCGUAGGACCAUAAUUGUAUUUGAUUGUCAAGUUGUAUGUACUUUCUAAUGCUGAAUCAUAAUAAAAUAAAAAUAAAAAAGAUUGUCAAAGCAAUGAAAAAAAUAUUUUGGGGUGGGUCACCGUUCUCAUUUAGAUCAUACUUUCUCAACCUUAUUUUGCUCACCUGGGCGGUGAGCUUUGAGAAUAUUUUUUUUUCUAGAACCGUCCAUCUUAAUUUUACUUAGCAUCUGUCGCGAAUUUAAAACAGCUAUUGCCACGAUUAUAUUUAAACGUAAGAUAUUAUAUUAUAGUAUAUAGUAUUAUAUUAUAGCCCCCCCGAAAAUCUCAAACGCCCACAAGGGGGCGUUAUCGUCCAUGUUGAGAACCUAUGAUUUAGAUGUAUCAAAAUAGAUGUUGGCCGAUUGGCCGAAAAUUUCAUACAAAUCUACAAAAAAGUUUGGCAACAAACACCGCGACACGGACAUUAGACAAGAAAAAAAAAAUCUUGUUACUCACGAAACUAAACCCCAAUGCGCAGCUAAAUUUUUUUAUAUGUCACGAAGCAGGAAUUUCGGUCAUUGAACUGUUACCGCCAGUGGGUUUCUCUCGCGUAUAAUGUUUGUUACGUCUCGCUCACAUAGGUAAAUUUCCGGUCAGUUUCUGAUUUAGUAACAGUUCUGUGGUCGUACUCUACAAACUGAAGCCAUUUUGCUUCAGGAAUGUUUCUCACAUUAUUAUAUAUAAAUUAAUUUAUAAAAUUAAUAGAGAAAUUUAGUCUUUUAGGUUACAGUUGCGAAUGAGAUUAAAAGAAUUAUAUAAUGUAUUUAUUUAAAUGAGAGUUAUAAGGGAAUGAGCCGUUGGUCUGCCUGGUGUUAAACGAGACCAUGUAUCUAUUAACGCAUUGCAAAACGAUGUAUAGUGUAGUGUAGCGUGGUACCAUUGAUUUAUAUGACGGAUUUUUAUAACUAAUUGUUAUUUAAAUCAUAGUAAAAAGAACUCUUUUUAUGGCAAAAUCCAAAUGUGAAAUACAUCGUACAAUAUUUUUUUUUAUAAUCAGAUAAAUGUAUUGUGUAUUAGAUGUCUCUUUUAUACACUGUUAUACAGAAUUAAAUGACAGUAUAUGAACAUGGAUCAUUGACAUAGGAUUACCAUACUCUAAAAUAGAGUACAUAUUAUACUCUGGGUAUGUUCCGAUAUGCACUGCGACCACUGUACAGUGUGACGUCAAUUAGGAUACUGUAUAGCCGUUCCUUUAUAGCCAGUUAUACUGGUUACUAUUUAAAACGGAACGCAAUCCCGUAUACUGUCAGCCGCAUUUUUUGACGCAGCAUUCAAAUUAGUGUAUUAAAGUUUUCCAGUUCAUUAAAAAAAACUGUCAAAUUAAAAAUAUUUGGGAUUAAACUGUAGGUAUUGUUUAUAAAACUCAUAAGCACUCGAGUGGUUUUGACUGAUCACGUGGUCAAAGUACUGCGAGUACCUUACCUCGAAAACGCCAGUGCUCACAGUAGAAUAUGGCGGCGAUUUAUGACGUCAUAUAAUAUUUCCCUAGGGUACUGCGGCAGUAUACUGGUAGUCCAUAACGGAACGAAUUUUUCUACAGUGAUAGCACUGUGCAGUGGUCGCAGUGCUCGCAGUGCAUAUCGGAACGUAACCUCUAUGUCAUGUACAUGUCAGUACAUACAACUACUCUUUUAUACAUUUACAAAUCUGAGUUCUUGGCAUAAUAUGCUAGUUAUUAACACAAAAUUAAAAAGAGAAAUAAUUUUUAUGGUACUAAUGAACUCGGGUGUUUCUGAACGCAGUCACAAUCAGUUAUGUCAAAAUAUAAUGUCAACAUGACAGCUUGUUGAAGGAAAAAAUGUUUUUGAAGUUAUACUUCUUUAGGCGCGUUAUGUAAAAAUUAUGAGAGUGAAAUUCUAAGAUGCGCGCAUCAAUGUAACACAGAAGUAACAGGGUGAAGUUGGUUCAUAAAAUUUUCUGACGUUUGCGUCAUUCGUUUUUUUUUUGUUUCUUGGUCCAUUAUUAGGACAGGCAAAGGGUUCAAGCCCGUACAGCCGUUAUUCAUUAUUUAAUAAUUAAUGGUCAAAGCCAUCUUUGGAAGACAAAAUUGUUCUUUCUAAAAACGUAGAAAAGUACGAGGAAUAAAAUAUCAUAUUAAUGAUUUUUGCUUCGUUAGGCCAAAGAAGUAUAACUUAUUGCGUGCAUACAUAAGUACCUACACACACACUUUUUUUCAAAUUUAAAUGAAUGAUACUCUUUUUACUCUGUCGGUACUCUUUAUUUACUCUCUCUGAAAUCAGAUAUACUCAACAUUUGGCAGCUGGAAAACGGGCCUAAAAGUCGGUACGCUUUCAGCUGUAUGGUAUUAUUCUUCUUCUUCUUAAUUCUGGGAUUAAUUAUAGUGUCUCUCCCGGGGUACGUCCCAGCGCUCUAACUAACUAAGCCAAUCGUGGAUGCCGAUGUAGAGGUAUACAUUGUAUGUGUCAUAAUUUCAUGACUUCAUUCGACUGUGAUUUGUCUCGUCAUAAUUAUUUCUGGCGGAAUUGGAAAAUGUAUUCAAUCUUAGAUAAUUUAUACGUCUAGACAGAGCCUCUUGCUGCUAGACAACUGAUGAAAACAGGCCAGGUGACAAGCUAUGUGUUACACUAGCGAUUUGUAUGUUAUCACUUAGUGUUUUUUUAUGGAAAGGCGGAUAAACGAGCGUACGGGUUACCUGGUGUUAAGUUAUCACCGUCACUCUUGCAACACUAGAGGAAUCACAGGAGCGUUGCCGGCCUUUCAGCUUUGUAGAAAUAAAAAGAAAGCUCCUUGAAAGCGCACUGUGGAGGACCGCAACACAUCCAGAUGGUGGGGAUGAUAUCCUUACUUGUGGCGUGUCGUGCGAAAGUGGAAUUCGGCGGUAGGAAUCAGGUGAAGCAUUUUAUGCGUGCAUUGCUCAAAAUAGAGGUUAACUGUCACCCUCAAUAUUUUUUUUUCGAAUUUUCAACAUUUUCACAACUCUCAUAGUCUAUCUAGACGUAUACAGGAUCUAAGUAUUCAAUAAUAGGUUCCAUCAGCUCUGGUCUCGUAACCUUAAUAUAAAAAACAAAUAUUUUAUAUAAUAAGUCCAUUGUGUAGGACUACUACCUACUGGACAAAUUAUUAUAGUAUCGAUUCUUUUCUUUUGUAUUAUACUCAAAAAUAGUUUGAAAGUAUCAUUUAGUAUUGAUAUCACAUUUAAUCAAUUAUGUUUAUUGUAUAGGAUUAGUAUUUACUCGUUAAUUAAUUACAUGCCUUUAUAGUUUUCAUACAAGUUAUGUGUUUAGCUUUUAAGAAAAGUAAUUGGUAUCUCUAAUUUAUGCAACAAUUAAAAAAUUAAAAAAAAUCUUGAGUCAAUUCCCUAAUAUGCAAAUAUUGGGGUUGAGCAGGUUAUCAACUAUAAAGUAGAUGCUGCAGUUGAAGCCACAACCUGAGAGUUGAACAUGACAUACAAGAUUUAUCAACGAUAAGUCACUCGAACGGUUGGCUCAGUGGAAGAGCGCUCGCAAGGAACGCGAGAGGUCGCGGUUUCGAGGCCCGCAUCGUUAAUAAAUUUUGUUUUCCAAUUUAUUUUGUGUAAGUGAUACAUACCUACAUUCAUAAUAAUAUUGUGUUUAAUCGGAUUAUUUUUACUGUUUAUUUUGGAUCUAAAUCUGUAUUUAAUAAUUGUAAACGACAGUCGGCUUCAAGUAUUUUUGAAGAUCUGUUAAAAUAAAUUAAAGAUUUAUGUAUUUAUUUGUUUCUUGGUUGAAAUGAAAAUGCUUAUAAACUUUAA